UCUCUGCAUCUGUCACCACUCAUGGCCACAGAAGUCCACAGAAAUGGAAGCCUCUCAGCAGUGUCCCUGCGGGUGUUUGUGCUGGUAGGUUUUGGGGGAGGUGCAGAGAUCCAGGCCCUGCUCUUUGUUGUCUUCCUGGUCCUGUACGUAGUGACCGCCCUGGGCAACCUCACCAUGAUCGUGGUCAUCACCUUGGAUGCCCGCCUGCACUCCCCCAUGUACUUCUUCCUCAAGAACCUGUCCUUUGUUGAUCUCUGUUACUCCUCUGCCAUUGCCCCUAAUGCCCUGGCCAACUUCCUCUCCACCUCCAAAGUCAUCAGCUUUGAGGCUUGUGCCACUCAGUUCUUUUUUUUCUCCUUGUUGGCUACCACAGAGACUUUCCUCUUAGCUGUGAUGGCCUAUGACCGUUUCAUGGCCAUCUGCAGUCCCCUGAGGUACCCUGUGACCAUGUGCCCUAUGAACUGUGCCCGUCUGGUCCUGGGCACCUACUGUGUGGGCUGCCUGAACUCCAUUGUGCAGACCAGCCUCACGUUCCAGCUGCCCUUCUGCAGCUCCAACCGCAUUGACCACUUCUACUGUGAUGUGCCCCCACUGCUCCAGCUGGCCUGUGCCAGCACCGCUCUCAAUGAGCUCUUUCUCUUCGGCCUCUGUGGGUUCAUCAUUGUGAGCACCACCUUAGCUGUCCUGGUUUCCUAUGGCUACAUCACUGUGACCAUCCUCAGGAUGCACUCGGGAUCUGGGAGGCACAAGGUCUUCUCCACCUGUGGCUCUCACCUGACAGCCGUGUCUUUGUUUUAUGGGACUCUCUUUGUCAUGUAUGCACAGCCAGGAGCUGUGACAUCCAUGGAGCAGGGCAAGGUGGUCUCCAUCUUCUACACCCUGGUCAUCCCCAUGCUCAACCCUCUUAUCUACAGUCUGAGAAACAAGGAUGUGAAAGAUGCCCUGUGGAGGUUAGGACAGAGACACCACCUUGUGAGGGCAGUGAGAGGCUGUCCUGAGGUCAGAGGGAAUGCUUCUGUGUAGAUAACUAAGUGGUGAGAACCAGCCUUUUCUGUCCUCAAAAUAGAAAAGCAUGUGUGGGAUUCAUUUACCCAUUGGUAGUCUUCCUUUAAACUAUUUCACA
Messenger RNA from Arvicanthis niloticus (Nile rat), 1123 nucleotides. The record is from RefSeq and is a predicted model, not a curated record. NCBI's taxonomy places the organism in Eukaryota, Metazoa, Chordata, Mammalia, Rodentia, Muridae.